AUGAUUAACAAUACAAGAGAUAUCUCCAUUUUACAACAACCACUGGAUGAUUACUUAUCCAAGGACUUAUCCUUAGGUGAACUAGAGGUUCUGGAGUCUCAAACAAGCUUACCAAAGUUUGAUGAUGAGACCGCUUUUGAAUUAGGUUGUUUUAUUAGAGCAGAAGCUCGUAAAAUGUUCCCUGACAAAUGUAUCACUAUUGAUAUCUCAUUGCCUUCUCGUCAUUGUUUAUUCCGUUGUACUUCCAUCAAUGGAUCUUCUUUGGAUAACACUAAAUGGGUUGAACGUAAACAAAAUACAGUGUUCCGUUUCAAUCAUUCGACUUUCUUUAUUCGUCAAAAGAAGGGUGAUAUCCCCAUGGAACAAAGAUUUUUCAUCUCUGCUGAAGAAUAUGCUUUCCAUGGUGGUGCUGUUCCAUUAUUCGUUGAUAACGUUUCUUCGCCAAUUGCAUGUUUGACUAUUAGUGGCUUGAAACAAGAACAAGAUCAUUUCUUGGCUACUACUGCAUUGCUACAUUUUAAAAAAUUAUUAUGA
Maudiozyma barnettii is the source of this 534-nucleotide messenger RNA. RefSeq lists its product as uncharacterized. The transcript has a single exon. The record is from RefSeq and is a predicted model, not a curated record. Bases 1 to 534 code for a protein of 177 amino acids. Gene Ontology annotation, biological process: post-translational protein targeting to endoplasmic reticulum membrane. Lineage: Eukaryota; Fungi; Ascomycota; Saccharomycetes; Saccharomycetales; Saccharomycetaceae. Gene Ontology annotation, cellular component: TRC complex.